AUGGCUGCGGCUGCGACAUCGGCGACGGCACCGGCCAUGAACACGAAUGAGGAGGAAGACAAUAGCGGGGAGAUGAUGGCGGUGACGUUGACGCUCGGCCCACGCGGAAGUGACACCCACAGAGCCAUGUUCCCCGCCUCGGCCACCGCCAACGAAGUGCUGGCUACGCUCGACGCCGUGGCCGAGCUGGACAUCGAUCCACAACGAGUGGCCCUGCUGAUUCCGGGCGCGGCAGAGCGGGAAGCAGAAACAGCGGAGCUCUCUGCGGAGGAGAUGAGCAUGCAGAAGCCGCGGCUGCUUGGCUCACGAUCCGCGCCACGGUGGUUGGCCGGCGAGGCCAGGCUCGGCUCAGCACGGCUCGGGCACGAGCCGCGGCUCUCCCUGAGGCGGCGAACGCGGCGGGUGCGAAUCCUGGUCACAUCCUUCUCCAAGGUGCUGCGGUAUGAUGUGUGCGCACCGGUCGGCGAGUUGCUCGCAGCGUUUGCGAGCCGGAUCGCACUUGCGAACCCGGAGGAGUUUGGCCUGACCAUGGUCGGUCUCGGACCGCACAAGUGGCUCGAUCUAACGCUCCCGCUCCACUGCCAGGUCUGGUCGCCGGAAGUUUCCGAGUCAGAUGAUGCGCUCAUCCAGCUCAAGUUUCGCCGGCGACUCUACGCCUCACAUCUGGACCUGUCGGCGUGCGUCCUUCCGGUGGUGAGUUUGGAGAUCGCCGACGAUGUGCGGGCCGGGCGCUACCUUGUUGACACCGCCAAAGCUGUGGAGCUCACCGCGUUGCAUCUCGCAGUUUACGCACCGCGCGAGUUGACAGCACUACCGAGCCCGCUCGACGAGUACCUCCCUGCGCAAGUCGUGGAGGCGGUGCGCAGCGAUGAACUCCAUGCGCGGAUCCUGGCAAGGCACGCCGAGCUGCGGCAAGAGGAAGGAAGAGCGUUGGCCGAGGCGUAUGUCCAAGCUGCAGCUGCUCUUCCGCUGUUUGGCGCAACAAGGAUCGAGUGCGGCGAGAACGGUGUGACGCUCUCCAUCGGGCGCGAGCACGGCUUAGUGGUCCUCGACGGCAUGUACGGAACGUCGCCGCCACCGCUGGCGACACUCGACAUAGCAGAGUGGAAAGCCGGCGAGCGCGGCAGGCCCACACAGUCGGCCAUCAUUGACAUUGUGGCGCUCGAGGCGAUUGUCGGGUGGCGGCACACAAGUCGGACGGUGACGUUGGUGCUCGGGAGCGAGCCCGAGCGCGAGGUGACGUUUGGCACGGCCCGCGCUGACGAGGUAGUCCAUCAGCUCGAGCGCCUUACCGAGCUGUUGUCGGCCGAGACUGGUCAGCGUGCGUGGGAGCAAGCAGAGUGGACCGAUGGCAUGCAUGUCUCGCCGAUGUUUGCGAGUGGCGAGCACGAGUUUCAGCCCGAGCUGUUCGAGGUGGAUCUCCUGCGACCGCGCGGCGGCGGAGCAGUGAUCGACGGCAGCUGGGCGCCCGGCGCGCCUACAGCUCUUGAGCUUACGCUUGUACUCCAUGCACUCAUUGGCGGAGCGGCUGCGCUGAGUGCUGCAGGCGACGGUGAGUCGGUACACCGGCGGAUGUGGCUGGCGUGGGCCGCCGCCGCCGGCGCAGUCCGACUUCUCGCCGCCGUCUCACCGCACGAGUUUGGCCUCUUUCUGGCGCUCCCACCGAUCCGGCUCUUCUGCCUCGACGGAUGCUCGCACUUGCUGGAGCAGUCUCAGUAG
Thecamonas trahens ATCC 50062 is the source of this 1719-nucleotide messenger RNA. RefSeq lists its product as uncharacterized. Bases 1 to 1719 code for a protein of 572 amino acids. The transcript has 2 exons. Lineage: Eukaryota; Apusomonadida; Apusomonadidae. The record is from RefSeq and is a predicted model, not a curated record.